AUGUCAUUUCGAACAAAACUCAUAAUGGAUAUGGUUAACCAACAAGCAAGCGAUUCUUGUGUGGAUACCGUCGAAUACAUAAUUGGAGAAGAUGGAACUUUGUCUCCGAUUUACACACAAUUGCCUAGUAGUGUAAAUGACCCUAUAUUAAAUAAUAUUAAUAAUGAGGCUCCACAACUGAAUAUUUCUAACAAUUUUAAACAUAUAGAAUUGCCAACAGACUUUAACGAUGCUGAAAGCAUAAACAGUCAACCAGAAACUAUAAUAAUAUUAAAUAAUAAUCUUGAGGCUCCACCACCGAAUAUUCCGACCAGUUUUGACCAUUUAGAUUUGCCGACAGACAUAAACGAUGUUUUUAGCAUAAACAAUGAACUGGAAAACCCAGAGAAUCUAGAAACGGAACAGGACAAGAAUGGCGACUCCGAUAGUAACAUCACGAAUAGUAUGUCAUUUGAACACGACGACUUGGAUGUUUCCUACGUUCCUGAGGAAAACGAAUGUGGUAAUAGCUCUGCAGAUGAAGAUGAUAACAGCGGAAAAAAUCGAGUCUAA
Messenger RNA from Psylliodes chrysocephalus, 552 nucleotides. The record is from the annotation of a GenBank genome assembly. NCBI's taxonomy places the organism in Eukaryota, Metazoa, Arthropoda, Insecta, Coleoptera, Chrysomelidae.